UCUGUAAAUAAAAGAGAAGUGAAACGGCGGCAGUCCGCUCCGGUUUCUGAACCACCAUGCUCGGCAGAGAGUUGGAGUAAAACAAAUCACAGCAGGUUUUGGAUCUCACACCGAGGUGGCGGCCAUGCCCCGGCUCAGCCCCGCCGCCAUGCUGCAGCUCGGCCUGCUGCUCUGCGCCCUGCCCGCCCAGAUCCUCAUCUGCAGCUGGAGCGGCUCCUCCGCCGCUCAGCGCUACCACGCGACCACACGGUUGCUUCGUAUCUGGAGAGAGUGGAGAACUUCUUCCCUUAAUGCCACAGCAUGGAUGGAGUGGACAAACCAACAGCUGGACAAAGUGAGGUCUCUGGUUGGUUUGGGACAAGACGAUCAGGAGACACAUGUGUCCCCUCCCUUAGAGACCAUGAUUUUUGACAAUGAUCAGGGAUUCUUUGGAGCCUCUAAGAGCGUGCGCAGCCCUCGCCCCCCGUACGUGUUCUUGCGAGUCGGGGAGGUGGUGUUUGAGAGGAAGGGUCACAUGAUCGGGGUGGUGGUGAGCUGGGACGCCGAGCUGCGGGCUCCUCCUGAAUGGGUCGACCGAAUGUUCUCCAACUCUGAGGACACCAAGGCAGAGAAGACGCCACAUUACAAGGUGCUGUUCAGCGGACCUGGACCGUCCUCUCUCCUGGUUGCAUACUUGCCUCAAACGCAGCUUGAGCGCAUCACUGGGACCAAGCCGGACAUUCCCACCCUGGAGAACUACUUCACUCAUUUUGACGGGACCCGGUUCGUCAUGAAGCCGUGGCUCAGGGAGCUCUUCCCAGAGGACGAGAAGGAGGAGGCUUGACUGCUCAGGCUGAGACACCUGGACGACCUCCCCUGCUUGGUGUCCGUCAGCCUGGACUCUGCAGCACCGCUGCUUCCCUCGAACAAUCAUUAAGUCCAAAGU
This is a messenger RNA of Nematolebias whitei (Rio pearlfish), 925 nucleotides long. RefSeq lists its product as uncharacterized. NCBI's taxonomy places the organism in Eukaryota, Metazoa, Chordata, Actinopteri, Cyprinodontiformes, Rivulidae. Bases 125 to 823 code for a protein of 232 amino acids. Gene Ontology annotation, molecular function: DNA binding. The record is from RefSeq and is a predicted model, not a curated record. The transcript has 7 exons.